AUGCCUUGCUGCACUCGUCGUGGUUGUGGAAAGGACUAUAAUGUUGAGGAUAAUGCCUCUGAUGGCUGCACCUAUCAUCCUGGUGGCCCUAUAUUUCACGAGGGUCUUAAGUCUUGGUCGUGCUGCUCAGAUGUAAACAAACCGGUGCUUGAUUUUGAUGAAUUCAUGAAACUUCCGGGAUGCGCGCGAGGUCCACAUACGGACGAAGUUCCGGAGGUGUUGGCCCCCAAAUCGUCGUCAGCGAAUGUAGAACUCAAGAUGACGGAGUCUCAGACUAUUACAGAGACUUAUGUAUCGGGACCGUCUGAAUCAGCCAUGCCCCCUUUGAAGGCUCAACCGCCUGUUACUACAGCACCCCCCGCGCCAGUUGUAGAGGACGAAGACGAUCUGUCAGUCCCGGUCCAGCCAGGUACAAGCUGCAAGCGGAACGGGUGUAAAACUGUGUUCGAGAGUGAUGAUAUCAAUCGAGUCGGGGAUGGCCCGGGAGCGCUGUGUACAUACCACCCAAAGACCCCCAUAUUCCACGAAGGAAGCAAGGGGUAUCUUUGUUGUAAACGUCGAGUUCUAGAGUUCGACGAGUUCCUUAAGAUCGAAGGGUGUAAAACUGGACGUCACGUCUUUGUGCCCAUAAACCGGGAGUCGGAGUCUGAACAAUUCACCGACUGCCGCAUUGAUCAUUAUCAGACUCCACGCGAAGUACAUGUAUCCGUCUUUGCAAAAAAAGCAGACGAAGGUCGUAGCACGGUGAAGAUUGAGGAGAAUGCUAUUCAUCUCGACUUGUACCUUCCUGCGUCAAAGCGCUUUCGCAAGUCACUAGAACUUUUUGGUCCAGUAGAUGCAUCCGCAUCUAGCUACAAGUUCUACGGCACAAAGGUGGAGGUGCUUUUGAAGAAACAAGACACUAGAAGUUGGGCCAUUCUCGAGAAGACAACCAAGGAUCUCGGUCCAAUUAGCCUUACGUUUGGUGUUGGCGGCAGAACGGGCACUAUAGGCGGGAAGGAAAUCAUACUCGACGAUGUAAACAAAGCAAACGCGAACUAUGCUUAG
This is a messenger RNA of Fibroporia radiculosa, 1047 nucleotides long. RefSeq lists its product as uncharacterized. The transcript has 7 exons. Bases 1 to 1047 code for a protein of 348 amino acids. NCBI's taxonomy places the organism in Eukaryota, Fungi, Basidiomycota, Agaricomycetes, Polyporales, Fibroporiaceae. The record is from RefSeq and is a predicted model, not a curated record.